Molecule: messenger RNA, 874 nt
Organism: Alnus glutinosa
Lineage: Eukaryota; Viridiplantae; Streptophyta; Magnoliopsida; Fagales; Betulaceae
Product: small ribosomal subunit protein bS20c
Exons: 3
Coding region: 50-634 (194 amino acids)
Biological process (GO): translation
Cellular component (GO): ribosome; small ribosomal subunit
Molecular function (GO): structural constituent of ribosome; small ribosomal subunit rRNA binding
Source: RefSeq, a predicted model, not a curated record
AAGGAAGAGCCGAAGAGAGGAAGGAAGAGAGAGAGAGAGAGAGAGAGAGAUGGCAAGCCUAUCAUUAUCUUGUUUGGCCCUCCCUUCAAAGCUGAGAAAUUCUCUUACACUUGGUGUCCCUUCUUCUUCUUCAGCUUCUUCUUCUUCUUUAAGUCAGUCGAGGUCGACUAGUACAUUCAGGUCACUCUGCUUCUCGACUAGCCUCUCACACAAUGCCUUCUCCAAAGGGUAUUUGUCUAUGAGCACGACGCAAAGGCCAAGUCGCCAUUUUGUUGUGUGUGAGGCGGCUCCGAAGAAAAAAGCGGAUUCCGCUGCGAAGAGGACGCGUCAAGCUGAGAAAAGGCGCGUCUACAACAAAGCCCGGAAAUCUGAAAUCAAGACCCGGAUGAAGAAGGUUUUGGAAGCUCUGGAUGUGCUCAAGAAGAAACCUGAUGCACAAGCUGAAGAAGUCCUUUCAGUUGAGAAACUAAUUGCAGAGGCAUAUUCAGUUAUAGACAAGGCAGUGAAAGUGGGAACACUGCACAGGAACACUGGAGCACGCAGGAAGUCUCGGCUUGCCCGGAGAAAGAAGACCGUGGAGAUUCACCAUGGCUGGUAUACUCCAACCCCAGCACCUGCUGUAAAUGCAGCGUAGAACACCCUGCACCCAUGUGAAAAUUUAUUUACUCGUGUUUAAGUUCCUUAUGAAGAGUUCAAUGAACCAUCAUCAUUCAUAAUUUUAGGAUUCUGAGUACUCUUAUGUAGAUUAGUUACAGUUCUGCUUUAAUGUUUCUGUUGCUAAAGCUGAUAUGUUGUAAUCUAGAACGUCAUUGCUGGGCAUGUCAUUUUCUUCUCCAAAUCAUAGAAUUUGAGUCAAUGAAAUUUGCUUCAUACU